UUCCCCAGGAUUGUCCCCAGAUCCUGCCCUCUACCCAGAUCUAUAUCCCCGUGGGCGUGACCAAGCCCAUCACACUGGCCGCCCGCAACCUGCCCCAGCCCCAGUCUGGCCAGAGGAACUACGAGUGCGUGUUCCACGUGCAGGGAGAGGAACACAGCGUCACUGCCCUGCGCUUCAACAGCACCAGCAUCCAGUGUCAGAAGACCUCGUAUAACUACGACGGUAAUGACAUCAGCGACCUGCCCGUGGACCUAUCGGUGGUGUGGAAUGGCAACUUUGUCAUCGACAACCCCUACAACAUCCAAGCCCACCUGUAUAAGUGCCCUGCCCUGAGGGACAGCUGUGGGAUGUGUCUGAAGGCUGACCCCAGGUUUGAAUGUGGCUGGUGCGUCCAGGAGAAGAAGUGUUCCCUGAGGCAGGAAUGUGCCCCCCUAGAGAGCAGCUGGAUGCAUGCCACCACGGGCAACAGUCGCUGUGCCCACCCCAAGAUCAUAAAGUUGUCUCCAGAGACGGGUCCCAGACAGGGUGGAACCAUGCUGACCAUCACGGGGGAGAACCUGGGUCUGCAGUUCAAGGACAUCCAGACGGGGGUCCGCAUCGGCAAGGUGGCCUGCACCCCCGUGGAGGCCGAGUACAUCAGCGCUGAACAGAUCGUGUGUAAGCUGGCUGACGCGACAGGCUACCGAGUGCAAGAGGCUCAUGUGGAAGUGUGUGUGAGGGACUGCACACACGCUGACUACAAAGCCAUCUCACCCAAGGCCUUCACUUUUGUGUCUCCUUACUUCACGCGUGUGCAGCCCUCCAAAGGCCCCCUCUCGGGGGGCACCCGCAUCACCAUCGAGGGGAGCCACCUCAAUGCCGGCAGCGCUGUGGCGGUCAAGAUCGGCCUACACCCCUGUCGCUUCGAGAGGCGGAGUGCCAGGGAGAUAGUGUGUGUGACGCCGGCAGGUCUGACUCCCGGCGGUACCCCCGUCAUGGUGGACAUCAACUCAGCCGAGCUCAGGAACCCAGAGGUCAAGUUCAACUACACCGAGGACCCCACCAUCCUCAAGAUAGAACCUGACUGGACUAUUGCAAGUGGCGGGACUCUGUUGACCAUCACUGGCACCAACCUGGCUACCAUCAAAGAGCCGAAGAUGAGAGCCAAGUACGGGAAAGCCCAAUCUGUCAACAACUGCACAGUGCUUAACAACACAGUGAUGGUGUGUCUGGCGCCAUCUGUGGCCGUCUCGGAGAAGGGCUUCUCAGAGACGGGCAGCGGUCCCGACGAGAUCGGCUUCAUUAUGGACGACGUGCGCGCCACACUGGUUGUCAACGAGACGUUCAGCUUCUACCCGGAUCCUGUGAUAGAGCCGCUUAGUCCCACGGGCCUGCUGGAGCUCAAACCCAGUUCCCCACUCAUCCUCAAGGGUAAGAACCUAAUCCCGGCUGCCCCUGGUAACGCUCGUCUCAACUACACGGUCCUGAUCGGAGAGACACCCUGUGUCCUCACCCUGUCAGAGAGCCAGCUGCUCUGUGAGUGGCCCAACCACACGGGAGAACACAAAGUCACCGUGCGCGUUGGGGGCUUUGAGUACUCCCCCGGUACCAUCCAGAUCUACUCUGACAGCCUGCUUACCCUGCCCGCCAUCAUCGGCAUCGGAGGGGGUGGCGGCCUGCUCCUAUUGGUCAUCAUCGCCGUGCUCAUCGCCUACAAGAGGAAGUCGCGGGACGCCGACCGCACGCUGAAACGCCUGCAGCUCCAAAUGGACAACCUGGAGUCCCGGGUGGCGCUGGAGUGCAAGGAAGCCUUUGCAGAGCUGCAGACAGACAUCCAUGAGCUGACCCAGGAGCUGGAUGGAGCUGGCAUCCCCUUCCUAGACUACAGAACCUAUGCCAUGAGGGUCCUCUUCCCCGGUAUCGAGGACCACCCCGUGCUCAAGGAGAUGGAGGUACGGGUUCAGGCCAAUGUGGAGAAGGCUCUCACCCUGUUCGGCCAGCUGCUCACCAAGAAGCACUUCCUCUUGACCUUCAUCCGCACGCUAGAAGCUCAACGCUCUUUCUCCAUGAGAGACCGCGGCAACGUGGCGUCGCUGGUCAUGACUGCCCUCCAGGGCGAGAUGGAGUACGCCACAGGGGUGUUAAAACAGCUCCUCUCAGACCUAAUUGACAAGAACCUGGAGAGCAAGAACCACCCCAAGCUACUGUUGAGAAGGACUGAGUCGGUGGCUGAGAAGAUGCUCACCAACUGGUUCACAUUCCUCCUCUACAAGUUCCUCAAGGAGUGUGCUGGCGAGCCUCUGUUCAUGCUGUACUGUGCCAUCAAGCAGCAGAUGGAGAAGGGGCCUAUAGACUCCAUCACAGGAGAGGCGCGCUACUCCCUCAGCGAGGACAAGCUCAUUAGACAGCAGAUUGACUACAAGACCCUGACCUUGCACUGUGUGAACCCGGAGAACGAGAAUGCCCCAGAGGUGACGGUGAAGGGGCUGAACUGUGACACGGUGACUCAGGUGAAGGAGAAGUUGCUGGACGCGGUGUACAAAGGCAGUCCCUACUCCCAGAGACCCAAGGCUGGAGACAUGGACCUAGAGUGGCGUCAGGGAAGGAUGGCCCGGAUCAUCCUCCAGGACGAGGACGUCACCACCAAGAUAGACAACGACUGGAAGAGACUCAACACACUGGCCCAUUACCAGGUGACUGAUGGCUCAGUGAUUGCCCUGGUGCCCAAGCAGAACUCUGCCUACAACAUCUCCAACUCCUCCACCUUCACCAAGUCACUCAGCAGAUACGAGAGUAUGUUGAGGACGGCCAGUAGUCCAGACAGCCUGCGCUCCCGCACCCCCAUGAUCACGCCCGACCUAGAGAGUGGCACCAAGCUGUGGCACCUGGUCAAAAACCACGACCACUCGGACCAGCGUGAGGGCGAUCGCGGCAGCAAGAUGGUCUCUGAGAUCUACCUGACCCGCCUGCUCGCCACCAAGGGUACGUUGCAGAAGUUUGUGGACGACCUGUUUGAGACUAUCUUCAGCACGGCCCACAGAGGUAGCGCCCUGCCACUCGCCAUCAAGUACAUGUUUGACUUCCUGGACGAGCAGGCCGAUAAACACUCCAUUUCCGACUCGGACGUACGGCACACGUGGAAGAGCAACUGUCUUCCUCUGAGGUUCUGGGUGAACGUGAUCAAGAACCCCCAGUUUGUGUUCGACAUCCACAAGAACAGCAUCACGGACGCCUGUCUGUCUGUGGUGGCCCAGACUUUCAUGGACUCCUGUUCCACCUCAGAACACAAGCUGGGCAAAGACUCACCCUCCAACAAGCUGCUCUACGCUAAAGACAUUCCCAACUACAAGAACUGGGUGGAACGGUACUACUCCGACAUCUCGCGGAUGCCUGUCAUCAGUGACCAGGAUAUGAGUGCGUACCUGGCUGAGCAGUCGCGGCUCCACCUCAGCCAGUUCAACAGCAUGAGCGCCCUGCACGAGAUCUACUCCUACAUAGUCAAGUACAAGGACGAGAUCCUGUCAGCUCUGGAGAGGGAUGAGCAGUCGCGGAGGCAGAGACUCAGGAGCAAGCUGGAGCAGGUCAUUGACACAAUGGCCCUGGCCAGCUGAGGAAUGACCCUUCCUCUCAUCCGAUUCUUCUCCAUCUUCCUCUCCGUCUCUCCUCACCCAGAGAAAAUGAAACUCAGACAGUGUGGUUUUCAAACCCUCCUAAAAACACAUGAUGAGCUACUGCAAAGGACAGAAGGCAGUACACUGCACAGGGGCAAUUCAGCAGUACUGGGCGGGCCUGUGCGUGUGUGUAUUUGUGUGUAAAUGCAGGUCUAUAAGUGUGUAUGUGUGUCAGAGACCGGGGCACUGGACAUUUCGUCGCACACACACCGAGAGACAACGUCACCGGAAAGCAUUUUGAUUAUCGUAGCUGUUGUCGUCGUGGUUUUGUUUCUCCGCUGUCGGUUUUCCUGGAUUUUGUCUUCGCUGAAGCCGUGUCUCGGGUAGCCAGGAUGGGAGUUUUGGAAUGGAACUCCGUUUUGGCAUCACGAAAAAGACGGAACUUUGUUUGGACAUGGGCCUUUCUCGGAGCCAAUGAGAGAGUGGCUCCUCGGGUCACAUGAUUCCUGUAGGAGUCAAAGACAUUAUUACUGUUGUUUUUGUUUUCGUAUCAUUUAAAAAAAAUAAAUGUAAUCAACUGCCCACUCUGAUCUCUCGCCACCUGUGUUACUGCUGAAUUUGCACAAUUUACAGAAAAGUUACAAAGGAAGACUAUAUAGAUAUUAUAUAUAAAUACAACUACAUUUUUAAAGAAAUGAAGAUUAGGGUUAAAACAUUUCAGUUUUUAGCUGACAAACACAAUUUUAAAAAUCCAUCUGUUGAAACACUGAAAUUUGAUAUUUCAAGCAACAAAAAAAUCGACAUUAGAAGAAUAAAACAACCGCAAAAGAAAAAUAAACAAAAGUUAUCCUGUGCCAUGUUUUUGCUGUUGUUGUGAAGUGCAAAGACAUUUUGUUAGAUGGAAUAUGCUACCGUAUGAUUUAAAUAUAAGUAUGCCUCGUGACUGAAAUGAUUCUCUGAGUAAUAAAAGAUGGGAAGAUACGAAAAUGUAAAAUAUCUAGGGAAGAAGAAAGCAACUUUGUCCCUUAGGGCCACCAUAGGAAGUGCAUCUCAUUAUAUUGUCAUAUUUCUGUAUUGGAAAGUUGGGCUGGAGAGGUCCUGCGAAAAUAAGAAUUUGCUGUCAUUUCCGAUUUGUCGUGCAAUCUCGUUUUUUGAAAAGCAUCACAGACUCACGCAAGCGUUGCUUCUUUUCCUAGACACUUCAGAUUAAAUCUAGUCUGAAGGCUAAUUUGUAUCUUCCAGGGCUAAAGAAUUUGACAGUUUGUGCUACAGUGGUUGACCAAUGUAGAUCAUUUCACUACUUGAACCAAUAACCAUCUAUAAGCUACCCCACCACCAGUUAGCAUCACUACAUCUGAUUGGCUGAGCAUGGCAGGAAAUGACCAAUGCUGAGUGGGGUCAUAGUUCAACGAGUGCACAUGUGAUAGAACAUCCACUUUACCCGACAUGUGACCUGAAAUAACGUAUUGGGUACAGUACAUCUUGGAGGGUCUGUGAACGGGAGGAAAACCCAGUUUUACCCCUAAACGAGUCUCGUUUCUCCACCCCUAUACAACCGGAAAUCCACCCUCCUUCAGUAUUUCUCUUAAUCUCUUCUGUACCUCCCUAGGCAUUCUCUCAUCCUCGUAACAUCCAACGACAACAACAAGAACAGUCAAACUCUUGGUGGUUCCAGACUUGGUCCACCUAUCCACUAGUGUUAGCUUCAGAAUGUGUUCUCAGUCAACUUAACUGGUAAAAUAAGGGUUAAAUAAAUAGCUAAAUGGGGUCAGGUAGGGCUUUACUAAGCCUCAGUCUAAAAUGACAAAGUGGAGAAAGACAGAAAGCCUUUUCCAGCUCCAGGCCCCUCUCGCUCAUCUCUUCCCAAUGCUAUUAUGCAGAUAAUAGGCAAGGUGACGGUAGUACGGUACGGAAAUCUCCUUCUCUCCUAACCCAGAUAUAUGAGACGAGGCGGGGCUUUAGCUCUCACCCAUAGUGGGGUUGGGACUGGGGAGAGAAGAGGCACCCUCCACUCAUUAGCAACACAAGGCUAAGUAAUCCCUUAGCUCCCCUGGCACUUGUUUCCAUCUAAACAAACCCUAAUGCCAUGUGUGGCUUAAGCUUUUUUAUAUACUUCUCUCUUAAGAUAAUUGUUAUUCUUGCUCUUCUAUUUUCCCUUCUUUUUUUGAAGUUUUGGACGUUUGACUUUGUGGUGCGAUGUUUUUUUUGUUUUUUUUUAAUUGCUUGCCCAAAACCAAACUGUGGUCUAAUGUAUUUUUGUUUGAUUUUGUACAUUGUAUUUACUUCGUUUUUUUUCAUGAUGAUGACGUGAAAUGAAGCUUUUGGCAAAUUUUAUUGUAAUUGGGUUGUUUUAAGUUGUUUUUCCUCGUCUCUCUUUUGAACAUGUACAUUGUGCGUAAUACGGUACGCCGGAGAUAAAGACGUCUUUGGUUUAUCUGAAGUUGAAGUACUUUACCGAUCUAAAGGUUUCUUUUCUGAUCUCCACAAUUAGUGGAAAACAUUGCAUCAGAUAAGCAUCUGUGUCUUUUCAAGAUUGAAUGAGUGACUUGAUGCUAUAAUCCACAUCUUCAUUUUUUUUUUAACCAUCAGGGCUAUCAUUUUAAUCGGAAAUAAAUGCUGUUGCAAUUCAAUGUAUGCCAGGUUCCUUCCAAUAUUCCUCUGCACAGAAAUGAAGAAAAAAAACACCCCUAAAUAGACAGGACACAUUGGUACAUCUCAAAUGGCACCAUAAAACCUAUCUAUUGCACUAUGGCAGUGGUCAAAACUAGUGCACUAUAUGGGGAAUAUGGUGCCAUUUUGGACACAGGCAUUGAUGUAUACAGCUAUAUUGCAUUCCUGUUGUACCUUUCUCUACAUAUCGGACCGUUAACAUACGGGUGCUAGCAUGGUCCCAGAUCAGUUUAUGAUGUGUGGCCAAGACAGUAUUAACAAUGUAUAGAGAGGACUGCACAAACAGAUUUGAGACCAGGCUAUACAGCUGCUGCUUUGAGAGCCAAACAGAACCCUUCUAGGGACCACUCGUCUUGCACUACUAGCGUUCUUGGGCCAAAACAACAUUCCAAAGUUAGCUUCUUCGAACCGAACAGGGUUCCUUUCCCAAGCAACCGUGUACCUGACCUAACAUGUUGGAAGAAAGCUUUACAUUUUGACAUAAUACAUUUUUAACUACUGUACAUACUGCAAUUUUUUUUUAAAUGAUUAGUCAGCUUUACAGGGUUAAAAAAAAAAAAUGUUUUUCCAUGAGUACACAACUUUCCCACUUUUGCUGAGUCUAUCUUUCGGUGCUCUUAAGAUCACAUGUUAGAUGAAGUAGAUUGGUUUCCAAAGCUCCGGAGCUCAGUGAAUUUGUUAAUAGCAGUCCUAUGAUAUAUCCGCAUCGUAACCGUGUAUGCGAAAAAUACAUCACACGCUGGCAGCUCGGCCUGUCCAAACUCUUUCAUUUGAGUUUCUCCCAUCACUGCCCUGGUUGGAUUUUUUCUGAAGACGCAACUUAUUCUCCAUUUCUCAGGACAUUGCCUCUGUUGUUUUGCGCCGUUCUCUCUGCGCUGCUGUUCCAUUGUUUCAAUGUUGUGGCCUUGAGGGGAGGAGGACUUUAGCUUGUUUUUGCAUGACUGCUUGAGUUUUCGAUCAAGUCCAGAAGGCUCCUAUGUGAGAUUUCAUUGUUUCACAUCAUCUGUCCCUGUUUGUUUGUAUGGUGAUUGGCUUGUGUUGGUGUCACUGAAGUGGCACAAUGUACAGCAUGUCAAUUUAGUAGCAUCAUGGCCAUUUAAUGUGAUCAAGAGGAACCCGGCGCUGAAACUUGACAGAGCCUGACAUAACGCUGUCAUAGGACCGAUAUAGUGCUGUCAUAUGAUCGACAGCCGGCUGGAAGUCAUUUUGUGGCUAGCCCCACAUUGUUUGGUUGACCAUCUAAUGCCAUAUUACAGUGUUACGUCAAUAGACAUACAUAUGAACUGUCAUGAACUGUUAUGACCUCACAUGGUCCAUCUCUCAUCAACUCAAGUUACCUAAUCAUUAGUCUUUUCCUGAAUCAAUCUCCACCCAAACAGAUUGGGCCAGUUUCACGGAAGCAGAAUAAGCCUAUUCCUGGAUUUAAAAAACACCUUUUCAAAGGAGAUUCUCGAAGAGCAUGAUUUUUGGAGCGGGAAUACGUUUAAUUCUGAUCUGGGAAUCUGUGACCCAAAAUGAUCAACCCAGUCAUGCCUUGUCAUACUAUUGCCUUUCCAAGCCCUGGUUUGAGAAGAUUCUGAUCAUUUAGUUUCCUCUUCAUUCAUUUUUUUUAUCAAACUCACAACUCAGUAGCUGUAAUUUUUCCAAAUGAAAACUGCAAAGAAUACAAGAAAAUACAAAAUCGAUCAAUUACAGACAAACUGGCGAAAACAUUUUUUUCCUAUAUACAAUCAUUCUGAUACUUUAAGUUUCAGACUUCAAGUGACUGUCACAAGUGUGCAGGUUAAUGUUUAAUGUGUAAAUAUUCUGUUGUUUCCUAUUUUGCAGAUUUACUACUUGUAAAUAAACACUCAUAUCAAG
Oncorhynchus kisutch (coho salmon) is the source of this 8120-nucleotide messenger RNA. Its product is annotated as plexin-A1. Gene Ontology annotation, cellular component: semaphorin receptor complex; plasma membrane. Bases 348 to 3590 code for a protein of 1080 amino acids. Gene Ontology annotation, molecular function: semaphorin receptor activity. Gene Ontology annotation, biological process: regulation of cell migration; semaphorin-plexin signaling pathway. The record is from RefSeq and is a predicted model, not a curated record. The transcript has 23 exons. NCBI's taxonomy places the organism in Eukaryota, Metazoa, Chordata, Actinopteri, Salmoniformes, Salmonidae.